Pleurotus ostreatus (oyster mushroom) is the source of this 333-nucleotide messenger RNA. RefSeq lists its product as uncharacterized. NCBI's taxonomy places the organism in Eukaryota, Fungi, Basidiomycota, Agaricomycetes, Agaricales, Pleurotaceae. Gene Ontology annotation, cellular component: ribosome; cytosolic large ribosomal subunit. The coding region runs from base 1 to 333 and encodes 110 amino acids. The transcript is spliced from 4 exons. Gene Ontology annotation, molecular function: structural constituent of ribosome; ribonucleoprotein complex binding; protein kinase activator activity. Gene Ontology annotation, biological process: translational elongation; cytoplasmic translation. The record is from RefSeq and is a predicted model, not a curated record.
AUGGCCUCCGCAGAACUUGCCACGACAUACGCCGCCCUCAUCCUUGCCGAUGACAACGUUGAAAUCACCUCCGACAAAAUUACUGCUUUGACCAGCGCUGCCGGCGUUGACGUCGAGCCGAUAUGGGCAACCCUGCUCGCUAAGGCUCUGGAGGGAAAGAACGUAAAGGAGCUCCUAUCAAACGUUGGAUCAGGUGGAGGUGCACCUGCCGCUGCACCCGCUGGCGGCGCUGCUGCCGGUGCCGCCGCAGCUGAAGCACCAAAAGAAGAAGAGAAGAAGGAGGAAGAGAAGGAAGAAUCAGACGACGACAUGGGCUUCGGUCUCUUCGAUUGA